AUGGUUUAUCAAACUGUCAAUGGAAUUAGCCAGAUUUCUUUUAGUGUCGACGAAAGUGUGACACCCAAGAAGCCUACCUCUCUGCCAGAGGUAGCAAAGCAACGUGAAUUGAGUGGCACUCUAGAAGCUGAGGCAGACUCAAAGACCAAAAAGGGACUGUCAUAUGCCAAGUGCAAGGAACUCAGUGGAAAUAACAUUUUUGGCCCACCUCCGGAAAAUCUUCCUCGAUCAUUGGUUGUUGCACGUUCAUUGGAGUCGAAAGAAAAGGACAUGGGUGAGCCAGCACCAAGAAAUCUUCCAACCCUGCUGGAGGACAGAGUAAUAUUAUGUUUGAGGAUUCCGUGAUGUACUUUUUGAGUAUUAUUUCGAUCAUCAGAUUUUGCAUCACUUCUGAUUCUUUUGGUCUCUUCAGGUCAUCCAACUAUGCCACUCUAGUUAUGACAUAGCUUAUUGUAGUAGCUUCACAUAUGGUAUACUCUACUCUUAUUUUUAACCACAUGAUUGACACUGCUGCUGAUUACUGAAUUUUGAUUAUUUACUUUAUAAAG
Molecule: messenger RNA, 548 nt
Organism: Chenopodium quinoa (quinoa)
Lineage: Eukaryota; Viridiplantae; Streptophyta; Magnoliopsida; Caryophyllales; Amaranthaceae
Exons: 3
Coding region: 1-345 (114 amino acids)
Source: RefSeq, a predicted model, not a curated record